AUGGACAAGUACGACGAUUAUGUUAGUGUUGAUUUGAACAAUGUUUAUUACACUGAUUUAUCUGAUGUUGAAUAUAUUGAUGAUGAAGAUGUUAAUGUUGUUGUAUCUAGUGGACAUCAAAGUUCAGACGAUGAAGAUGAUGUUGAUAAUGACGAUGAUGAGGAAUCCGUUGGAGCGGAAUGGUCAAAUAGUCGUUGUUGUAGGUAUGGAAAAUGUAAAGGUUUUGCCAUUAGGAAAAACAAUGUUAAGCAAAAAGGGUCUGAAGGUAGUGAAAUAGUAGUAAUGAGGUAG
This is a messenger RNA of Vicia faba (fava bean), 291 nucleotides long. The record is from the annotation of a GenBank genome assembly. NCBI's taxonomy places the organism in Eukaryota, Viridiplantae, Streptophyta, Magnoliopsida, Fabales, Fabaceae.